Molecule: messenger RNA, 1347 nt
Organism: Striga hermonthica
Lineage: Eukaryota; Viridiplantae; Streptophyta; Magnoliopsida; Lamiales; Orobanchaceae
Source: the annotation of a GenBank genome assembly
AUGGGUAAGCUAGCAAAAUUCUCAAAGCCACUCAUCUUCCAAUCUAAGCUCCUCUGUUUCUCUCUCAUCUACCUCUUUUCCUCUCUCUCCUUGGCCGUGUAUUUCACCGUCUCCGCCACAAAAUGCAUUUUCCGGUGGUCGCCUUUCGAUCCAGUCCAGGCCCCACUUUUCUUAUAUCCAUCCUCUUAUGGAGAACACAAACACGCCAUCCCGACGACUCGCGCCUCGUGCAAUUCCCCUGUUUCUUUUUCGGAUUAUCAUGUGGUUUUUGAUGAAAUCAAGACAACAUUUGGUAACUCGACAAGAAAAUCGGCUCUGAGGUAUAAAAAACAGGGGAAUUAUGGGAUGUUUGGAGGUAAUCUUAGUUUUCCCGAGAGAAUUUCUUAUUUCGAUCGUCGCGAAAAUGGAAUUGAAAUCCCAUGUGGGUUAUUUAGGCGCUUUCCUAUCGGUGAUUCAGAUAGAAUUUCAAUGGAAAAAUGCGACGGCCUAGUGGUAGCAUCCGCCAUAUUCAACGAUCACGACAAAGUUCGACAGCCGAGAGGACUCGGGUCGAAAACCCUAGACAAUGCAUGCUUCUUCAUGUUUGUCGACGAUGUCACUCUAAACCGACUUCACUAUCACAAAAUGAUCUCGAAAACAUCAAAAGAAUUAAAAAUCGGUGCGUGGAGAAUAGUUAAUGUCUCGGCCGAUCAAUUGUACGAAAAUCCCACCAUGAAUGGGAUCGUGCCUAAAUACCUUAUCCACCGGAUCUUUCCUAAUUCAAAGUAUAGCUUGUGGGUCGAUGCGAAGAUGCAAUUGGUGAUCGACCCAUUUUUGUUGAUUCAUUCGCUUGUUGUGAAGGAGGAUGCGGACAUGGCUAUCUCGAGACAUCCUUAUUUUUUGCACACGAUGGAGGAGGCAAUGGCAACCGCCCGGUGGAAAAAAUGGUGGGAUGUAAACGGGUUAAAGGUACAAAUGGAGACUUAUUGCGAAAACGGGUUGAAUCCAUGGAGCUCGAACAAGCCUUACCCAACAGAUGUACCAGAUAGUGCACUUAUACUAAGGAAACACAGUGUAGCAACAAAUAUAUUUUCAUGCCUAUUGUUCAAUGAACUUGAAGCAUUCAACCCAAGAGAUCAACUUCCAUUUGCAUUCGUGAGAGACAAAAUGAGCCCAAACCUUAAACUCAACAUGUUUGAGGUUGAAGUUUUUGAACAGUUGGCAUUAGAAUACAGGCACAACAUUAAAAUGGGCCGGGCCGGAGCAGGGCCCAAAACCAAGAUGGCCGGCCCAGAUUUAUUUGCCAACAGAAGUUGUGGAAAAUGUGAAGACUACCUUUUGCAUAUGUGGGGUGAAUCCCAUGAUUGA